UGAAAGAAUGUUAUAACUUAUAGUAACAUAAAUAUUACACAUAGCGUUGAAUGAAAAACGACUUGUAACCUAAAACAGUAACAUUUCAAACAAAAUGAACUUUCAACACUUUGUAUCAUUUGUGUUAUUGUUAACACCGAAUAUUUUAUUACACUGUGCGUCGGCGGCGGUGCACAGCCAUAGCUUGGAUAACACGGAGCGGGAGUCGGACGGGGCGUACCGGCCGCGAGAUGCAGAGCACUACAACGACGCGGGUCAUAACGUCGAGUUUGAUCAUGAAGCGAUUUUAGGCAGUGUGAAGGAUGCUGAGGAGUUUGACAAGCUGUCGCCCGAGGAGUCGAAGCGGCGGCUGGCGUUGCUGCUUCCCAAGAUGGACCUGAACGGAGACAAGUUCAUCGACCGGGAUGAACUUAGGAAAUGGAUCUUGAACUCUUUUAUCAACCUCUCGCGGGAAGAAGCUGAAGAGCGCAUGUCGGAAGCUGACGAGGACCGCGACGGGACGGUCACGUGGUCGGAGUAUUUGCGCGACUCGUUUGGAGUGGAUACUGAGGAGGAACUCAAUCCGGAGGAUACUGGGGAUACUGGCUUGUUGGUUCGUGAAGAGAAGACCAUGUGGAAAGUGGCAGACCGGGAUGGUGACGGGAAACUGGACUUGGCUGAGUUUGAGGUGUUCACAAACCCAGAAGAACAUUCAGUGAUGCAUCCGUACCUAGUGGCGCAGACGAUGCGAGACAAGGACAGCAACAACGACGGGCUCAUCGACUUCAACGAGUAUGUGGGAGAGAGAGGAGUCCAACAAGACAAAGAGUGGCUGAUUUCCGAACGCGACAAGUUCGACCACGAGCUGGACUCGAACCGCGACGGGAUGCUCGAUGAGAAGGAGGUGCACCGCUGGGUCAUACCGGAUAACACUGAAAUAGCAGAAGAAGAAGUUGAUCACCUAUUCGUAUCAGCCGACGAUGAUCACGAUGAUCACCUAUCAUAUGAUGAGAUUCUGAAUCAUCACCACGUGUUUGUUGGCAGCGAGGCUACGGGAUACGGCAAUGAUAUCGAUAGAUUUGAUGAUGAACUGUAAAUGACCAUAGACUGUAGUCUGUACCUGUAGUUUUGUACCAUAGACAAGUUGGAAUGGCAACCUAAAAAAAAACUUGCAUGUUGUACACUGUAGAAAUCGGAUAAAAAACACGAUGCAUUUUAAAGCAAUCGAGAUACAAAUAAGUAUGAUGCAAUUUGUGUUACUUUAAUCCUACUACUACUUCUACUACUAUUCCAGCCUUUUAGGACGUCCACUGCAGGACAUAGGCCUCCCCCAAAGUUUUCCAUAACGACCGACCAGCGGCCUGACUAGCGGAUUUAAUCCUAAACUUUAACAAAUUCGAUUCGUAAACAUUAAAAUAAAAACUUGGGUUUUUUUCCAGUGUAUGGAACUUGGAAACUACUUUUAUAUAAAGCUCUCUUGUAUUUAUUUCUUAAUGACAAUCAUUCGUUUUUAUAGAAUGUCAUCUGCAAAAUUCAAUAUUAAACGACUCUAUAAAGUGUACAUUUGCAAGACCUAAAUCAAAUUUUUACAAAUACAAUAUUUUUUUGGAUGAUUUUUCACAUUUACUGGAUGUUUUCUAUAAAUGAAUAAUAAUUAAUUAACCAUAAAGGACUUUUUCAAAUUGUAUUUAAAAAAACUGAAAGUAAUUCAUAUUAUAACCCCUGAAAGAUCAGAUUUUAUAUUGAUCAUAUUAUCGUCUUGGUCAAAGUGUCACUCGCACAUUUUUUAGAAAAAAAUAUUCAAUAAGACUUUUAAAUUCAUAAUGUAAUAUGUCUGUUUUUAAAUCGUUUUAUACAAAAAUAUACAUGCAUACUUUUGAAAUAAGAUAAUUAUGGCCAGUUAAACACCCAAAUUAAUUACGAAAAAUUUAAUUAAAAUUAGUUUCUAGUGCCAUAUUUAUUCAUAAAUUUCGAUCUUUUAUAAUGAUAAUUUUUGUAGUUAUAUUGAAAU
Colias croceus (clouded yellow) is the source of this 1990-nucleotide messenger RNA. Its product is annotated as reticulocalbin-2. Gene Ontology annotation, molecular function: calcium ion binding. Lineage: Eukaryota; Metazoa; Arthropoda; Insecta; Lepidoptera; Pieridae. The record is from RefSeq and is a predicted model, not a curated record. The coding region runs from base 95 to 1075 and encodes 326 amino acids. Gene Ontology annotation, cellular component: endoplasmic reticulum. The transcript has 7 exons.